Messenger RNA from Clarias gariepinus (North African catfish), 1855 nucleotides. RefSeq names its product KICSTOR complex protein kaptin-like. Gene Ontology annotation, biological process: actin filament organization; negative regulation of TORC1 signaling; cellular response to amino acid starvation. Gene Ontology annotation, molecular function: actin filament binding. The transcript is spliced from 12 exons. Gene Ontology annotation, cellular component: actin cytoskeleton; KICSTOR complex; lamellipodium. Lineage: Eukaryota; Metazoa; Chordata; Actinopteri; Siluriformes; Clariidae. The record is from RefSeq and is a predicted model, not a curated record. Bases 80 to 1336 code for a protein of 418 amino acids.
CCGGAUGUUUUGUAUCCGAGAAGCUCAUGGGAGACCCGGAUGAUGUGAAACGCUGUUUUAGCCGAGUCAGUCCGUGACCAUGCUGGCUGACACAGAAGGUUCGUGUCCGUUUGUAGAGGACAGUUUUAGCCGCUUUCCGUCUCAGAGUAACAUCUACGGGUUGUGCCAGGCGGGGGAGCACGGGCUGCUGGCUGCCACUCUGAAAGGGAAAGUGGUGUGUUUCAGAUAUCAAGACCUGCAGCAAAAAAUCCGACCUGUGGCUAAAGAGGUGCAGUUUACCUACAUACCGGUUGAUGCUGAAAUCGUGUCUAUCGAUGCGUUUAACAAGUCUGCCCCGAACAGAGGCCUGGUGGUGGGAAUCACCUUCAUCAAGGACUCGGGUGAUAAAGCCACACCGUUCCUGAACAUCUACUGCGAGUACGAGCCGGGGUCAGAGUUCAACCUGGAGUCCAUUGCUCAGAGCUGCCUGAACCUGGAGCUGCAGUUCACUCCGUUCCAGCUCUAUCACACAGAGGUGCAGUACAAUGAGGGUCAGAGAGAGACUGUGUUCCUGCUCAGUGGACACGAUCAGCGCAUACACCUCUAUACAGAAAACGCUUCACUGCACCAGUUUGAGGAGCAGCCAGUCAAGCGCUUUUUCCCCGAGCUGACCGAUCUACCCAGCAAUGUGUUGUGGAUGAACGUUUUGAGUAUCGAAGGCGGUCGUCGGCUCACAGCGUUCGGCUGUCAAAACGGCUGCGUGGGGCUUGCGCUCGUCAACCAGAGAGGACCUGAAAUCCUGCAGAGUUGGCGUUUGCAGCAGGACAGUCCCAUAUCCACAGUGUUACUCUUCCCUCUAAAGGUGGCAGCACAGACCAGCAGCACAGAUGGGGAGCAGGUUAUAGAGUAUAACCUGUUGGUGAGCAGCACUAUAGAGAUGGCGGUGGUUUACAGAGAUGUAGAGCGGUGCGGCGUGGGCAGCCCGGUGUGUUUAGCAGGCAGCGAUCAGUGUGACGCCAUGCUUUGUGCCCUCCUUAUCGACCUGGACUUUGACGGGCAGCUGGAGGUGCUGCUGGGAACGUACGGACAGGACCUGCUCUGCUACAAGUUCCAGCGGCCUGCAGGCAAAGCAGAGGGGCAGUUUCAGCUAAUGUGGAGGCGGAGCUUCAAGAGCCCUGUGCUGUCAAUCAUCUACCUGGACCUGACUGGGGACGGAUUGAAGGAGCUGGCCAUUCUUACCAUAAAAGGACUGCAUAUAUUACAGCACAGUCUCGGCAGCACGGCCGAUCUCGUUCUGCAGCGGCUGGCCAACAGAGUGGCCAAGCUCUCCACCAUGCCUGAAACGCACGGACAAUGAACAAUGAGAAACUCGGGAGCACCUCAUCUAUUUGUGCACUACCAGAGACAUGGGCAGCCAUUUUUGAUCUGUCACACUCGCUAUGUUACCUUUUCUUGGAACAUCGUCUGUUUUAAGACAACGUUUGAACUUGACCUGUUGGAUGAGUGUAUAAGUGGCUGAGGGCCUGUGUGCUACCCAUACUGCACUGCAAGCAGGCAAUACAUUUGGAAAAAGGCUGCCAAAAGUGAGCUGGUUGUAGUUUUUUGCGUCUCUUUGCUCUCUUCUACUCGUUCCACAUUUCAUAGUGAUUUCACGUACUGACAAGAUGCUGCUGGCCGACAUAACAUAGCAAAAUUUAAUCAUCUGACAACACGGCGAAGAAAGGAAGCUUUCUCAAGAUGUGUGAUGCAAACAUUUUAUAAGCACUGUCUUAGUUUAUUUAUUUAUUUCAUUAAAAAUUAUAAUGUUAUGCAUCAUUGACAGCUCACAAAUAAACAAGUAAUAAUCCUUAAAUGAAACAAAUUUUCUGUUAUGUCU